Oryzias melastigma (Indian medaka) is the source of this 5102-nucleotide messenger RNA. Its product is annotated as vascular cell adhesion protein 1. The record is from RefSeq and is a predicted model, not a curated record. The transcript has 8 exons. Bases 3251 to 4531 code for a protein of 426 amino acids. NCBI's taxonomy places the organism in Eukaryota, Metazoa, Chordata, Actinopteri, Beloniformes, Adrianichthyidae.
GCGAACCCCGAAAGGGACAAAGCGAUCAGGAAAAUGGAUGGAUGAUUAAGUUUUAUUUCCCCAGGAAGUCCCAUUAAGAUUAAGGAAUCUUUUACAUAGGGGACAAAAAACAAAUCAGCUACAGUUAGAAAAUAAAAAUAUAUAAACUUAUAUAAAAUACUAAGGUUAAAUAGAAGUACUUCAAUAACACUUAGUUAUCAGCUUCAUUAUGUACUUAAAUAUUUCCAACUGCCAUUUAUUUAAUAUGAUUUUGUUUGUGACUGCAGGAAGAAGAGCAUCAACAUCUUCAACAUCUCAGCUGAAGAGACCACGGUGGGCAUAUCUGCUGAGAGACCAACAGAUGCGAGAGACACACCAGAGGACAUUGACAAUGUGCUUGAAGGUCAGGGGGUCCUACAGGAUUUGGACAGUGUUACUGCCAGGUUAUUUGGACUCAUGCAUGCUUUGAACUUCACCUUCCCCCCUGAACUGAAGUGCACUUUUGAAGUUUCCCCAGAAGAUUGUGAUGGAGCUGGAUGCUGAUUUCCUCUAAGAAAGUUCAGGAUUUGAAAAACAGACUGUCAGUGAGCACUGCUGAAGAUGUCCCGCCUCUGGAUGGACUAUUUAACCAUUUCACCCUCUGUUCAGGUUGCAUAUGAGCUUGUUGUUCUGAUUUCUAAAGCAGAUCUUUUUGUUUCCAUGAGUCAACUUGCUUUUUGUGGUAAAUUUUUCUUGUCACAGGUUUAUUUUGAUGCGUUCUGUAAAAGUUGUUGCAUUGCGUUGCAUAGCACUGUUGCAUUUGAUGACAUUUUCAGUUGCAAUGUUUUGCCUUUGAAAAUACACUCCUUUGUAAGUACCAAUUUUGUAUGUUUUUCUUAAAAAAAUGUAAUCUUAAAUAUUGUUAAAAUCUACACUAUAAAUACAUAUUAAUUUCUUAACUGAAGGAAGAAUCCUGCCGCAGAGCCUACUCAUUUGAAUUAAAUCACGUAUAAUAAAAGUAUAAAUAACAUACAAAGAAAACUUAUUUUCCCUCCAAAUAAUAUUUAUUGUACUUGCAGAAAACUUACAUAUAAUGUUUAACUUUCAUAUAUGAAAAGUAUAUGUCUGGAAAUGGACAUAUGAGAAAAAAGUAAAAAAUAUAUAUGACCCAUGUAUAGAACACAUAUAUACCACAUAGACAAUUUCUAAAAGUUAAACAUAUAAUGCUUUUUAAUGUCAUAUAUGAAAAGUAUAUGUCUGGAGUAUAAGAAAAAAGUACAAAAUAUAUAUGACCCAUGUAUAGAACACACAGUUACCUUUUAUGCUUCUUAUAUACCACAUAGAUCAUUUUUAAAAGUUAAACAUAUAAUGCUUUUUAAUGUCGUAUAUGAAAAGAAUCAAAGUGGCCACUUUCAGGGGUUUCUCAUAUAUUGGGCUUAUAAGCCUUAUACAAUUCAUGUAAAUGUGAUACAAGAAUUAGUGCUACAAGUCAUGUAGAUCUUUUAUAUGUUUUUCAUAGAUCUUUUCCAUAUGGAAGUGGUAAUCAGCAAAAAAAAACCUUUCAUUUUUAAUGCAGAAUACUGUAUAUCUUCCAGUUGUGUCCUGUCUUCAAUAAAUUCCAGCUCAAAUAGGUGUUUGUUACUAUAAAAACGUUCCUUUAAGACCCCCACCCCCGAACUCCCGGUCACACAGGCGUGUUAUCAUUUAAUAGAUUCAUCAUUUAAUAGAUAUCAUUGAUAUCCGGCUGUUUUAAGCCUAACUAGCAAUGCCAAAAAUAGAACUAGUUCACUAGUGGAACAUUUUUAUGCUUACUAGUAACCAUAAAAAUGUUCCAUAAAUAAUUUGUUUUAGUGUUUCAAAGGUAAUAUACAAUCAUAUUAAUGAAUAUAGUUCACUCUGAAAGGCUUAAGAAAAAUCCCGGUAGGGCCCCUAUAAGACAGAUUGUGUUUGUUGGUGUUUACCUGGAACCAGAAAUCAGAGAGCAUAUCAGCUGUAUUUUUUGACAUUAAAGAAGGCUUUUAAUACAAUUGAGUAAUUUAGGGAUAAAAUUGAGUUACUUAGGGAUAAGAUGACGCAUGUAUAACCAGCUAAAAAACUUUUUGAUAAAACUAUAAAGGCUAGAGUAAAUAGUUAAUUUUGGACUAAAGUUAAUACGAUAUUUUUUUAAAUUGAAUCAUAGAAAUGAAUACACAUUUUCAGGAUUUUUGCUUUUUUUUGGAAAGGGUCUAGAUUCAUAUUUAUUUUUAGAUAGUUGUCAUUUGUGAGGAGCCAAGCGGAAGGAUGAGCGAAGCACAGAUGUUUUCUUUUGAAAAUAAUUGCUAAAUUGAUUUACAAAAAUAAGUAGAGUUAAACUGGGCCCAUAAAAGAGGUCAACAGACGACAAACUUCAACUCAACGUGAUAAAUGACCUCCAGACAAAUACAAGAGGGAAACAUGUACACUAACUGAUCAAACCAAAACCCCAAAAAGGGUGGGUGACUAAGACAAAUGAGGAAACUUAUUACAAAAACAAAAUCAGUUUUUUUCCCUCUUAACCAAAAUUAACUUUAAAUAAGUAACAUAUAAUUUAACAAAUCUUAUGUAAGAGGUAAAUAAACCUAACACAACUGAAUACAAAAGAAACUCCAAAGUGAAUUCAUACUUUUCUUUAAAUUCAGUGGUUGAGUCCAAUUAAAGCGACUUGGUCCAGCUGAGACCCUCUUCUUGCUGGCCAGGCUCCACCCACAGUGCCUUCCAGGAACAGGUGACUUCAUGGUGUGGCUGCUUUUGCAGCCAUCACAUCAUUGUUCAUUUCUUAUAAGAUGCAGAUUAUUUAUCAAGUAACAAAAAGAAGUCCUCAUUGAUUAUCCUCUUUACUUUAAUCUGUUCAGAUCACUGUAGAACACAAAUUCAGAUUUAACAACUACAAAUGAAUAAUGCUCACAAUAUUCAAUUUUCUUUGGUACUAUUGGUGUUCAAGAUUCACUUACAUGCUUUGCCACAAACCUAAACAAUUUCUCACAGUGUUGCAGACUCUUGCAGAGUUAAGUGUUCUUCAGCAUUAAGUGAAGCCUAAUAACCCCGACAACGUUAAGGUGUGAACAUGUCAGUUUCCUCUUUCACACUCUGAGUAGGAAGAAUUUGUCUAUUUCAGACAAGUGUUGGACUGCCAUUUUGAAUUCUGAGUUUUUCUGUGAGCUGGUAACCCGAUCUACAUCGUGAUAAUCUCUUGCGUUAAUCUCUGGAUUUAGUUUUGUUUUUUUUAACAAAACACGGUUUGUAUCUAUUUCCUAAAAUGAUUUGGUAAAAAAAAAUGCAAAUGUACUUUUAUGAAACUAACCAAAAAAAAAAACAAAUUUCCUCCCCCCCAGAGAUGAAGGAUGAAUGUAGGAGUUUGAUGGCAGCUCUGUCUGUGAACGUGCUGACAGUCUACAUGUUCCUGAGUGUCUUCUUCCUUCCAGGACUUUGGGCUGAAUGUAGAGAAGCAUCACACCUUCACAUUAAUGCACCAAAGAAGCUGGAAGCUCUGAGUGGAUCCUGUUUGAUAAUUCCAUGUAGCUUUGAAACUACACCAGGGAAAAAAGGACAGAAGUUUAACAACAGCAGAGAAAUCUUUGGACUGUGGAUUAAAAAAAAUCCUGCUUUUUUGGAAAAUCCAAACAAUGUGAUUUUCAACAGCAGGAAGAAGGAAAACAUCUAUCCAAUGACGAUCAUUGGAAACAUGACACAGAAAAAUUGCACCACUUUGUUUUCUAAUCUGACCACAAAAUAUACAGAAAUAUAUUAUUUUAGGAUUGAAAAUGGAGAAUUUGAAGCAGUCGAUCGUUGUAAAACUGAGAUAAAAAUUCAAGAUUCUCCUCAGAGUCCCAGCAUUGAAAUCCCAGCUGAUCUGAAGGAGAAGUCGUCUGUCUCCAUCACCUGCUCGGCUCCCACUCCCUGUCCUCACUCCCCUCCUGAACUCACCUGGAAUCUCCAAGCAGACUCUCAGAGACAAACGGAGACAAACACAGAUGGAAGCUUUACAACUAAAAUCCAGAAGACCAUCACUCUGUCAGACACUCAUGAUGGAUUCACCAUCAGAUGUUCUGCCAGAUAUCCUGUGAAUGAAGGACCACCAAAGACAGCAGAGACACUAAAGACUCUCAGUGUUUCAUAUGCUCCUAAGGACACUUCAGUAUCCAUCAGUCCAUCAGCUUCAGUAUCUGCAGGUAUCUGGGUGAAGAUGACCUGUUCCAGCAGAGCUAAACCUGCGGUCAUCAACUUCAUCUGGUUCAGGAGCAGCAAAGAUGGAGACCAGAAAGUAGCUGAAGGAGAAUUUUACAGCCUGAAUCCAGCAGAAGGAGGAGCUUUUUACUGUGUGGCCACAAAUGAUCUGGGGAGCCAGACAUCUCCAAAGAUUGAUCUGAUAGUUGAAGAUACUAAGCAGUUUGGGGUCGUCUUUGCUUCAUUGAAGAUUCUGGGAGUCUUAAUGCUUUGUGCAGCAAUCAUCAUUUUUCAGAGUUGGUUUCAAUGCAGAUUCUACAACAAACCUGAGAAGGAUCAUCACAGUCAUACUCCUGCUGAAUCAAUACAGGACUCAAAUGAAGAAGACUGAUGGAGUAGUGAUGGAGACCCAAACAUCUGCAGACAUUACAACCAGACCAGGUUGAAGUGCCAGUUGGCUGGUUCAGAUCCCAAGAUUGGCAAAAGACCCUUUAGAUUACAUAUUUUUCUUUGUGACUAAAUGUAAAUGUUGUGCAGUACAUUGUAACAAAUAAAAAUUAUGCAGCACAGCAUCAAUUUAGCUUAUUUACACAAAUGAGACAGACAAAGAAUGGACAUUUUCUUUGAAAAUUGAUAUAUUCUGAAGUUUUUUAGUACAGAAGAACAUAAAAAGUGUUACCGUGUGGACCAAACAAGACAAGACCAGAACAGCAUCAUCAGUUGUAAAGAAAAACAAAAAAACAUUUGUUUUCAAAAAUGUCCAGAUAAACAAGACUGGCCCCAUAGAAGAGGAUAAAAUAAAAAUACUAACUUAAAGUUUAAAUUAUACAGAGGACAACUCAACAACCUGACAUUCCUAAAUACCAUGUAUAAUCUCGUUUUGUGGUUUGAUGGUAAUGUCUGGUGAAAGUUUUGUAUCAGUGUGUCAUUUAGAAAUCCUCUUACUGAUGAAAAUGCUGAUG